Messenger RNA from Cervus elaphus (red deer), 4920 nucleotides. RefSeq names its product protocadherin gamma-B7-like. The record is from RefSeq and is a predicted model, not a curated record. Gene Ontology annotation, biological process: homophilic cell-cell adhesion. The coding region runs from base 2249 to 4699 and encodes 816 amino acids. The transcript has 2 exons. Lineage: Eukaryota; Metazoa; Chordata; Mammalia; Artiodactyla; Cervidae. Gene Ontology annotation, cellular component: plasma membrane. Gene Ontology annotation, molecular function: calcium ion binding.
UUUGCUCCUUUUCUCACCUUUAAGAAUUAUGAUUAGUUUUACUGUUAGGUUUGCAGCAUGAUGGUGGGAUCCUAAUCCUAAUUUUUUCACUUUUCCCUCCAUUUCAAUGACAUUGGCUUCUGGCUAAAACAUUGAGGAAUAGAAUUAAGGAUUAAUUAAGAAUUAAGAAUAACCAUUAAUUACUUGAUGAUAAUUAAGGCUAAUAUGUUUUUACUUUCUGGUAAAUAUUCACUUAAUCCUAGUGAAGGCUUAUUAUCAUAGGUUGUUAUGAUUAGCUUCACAGAGUCUUGUGUUUUAUAAUUUUGUUGCAUAUGGUACUCGCAAUUCCUAAGAGAAGACUUUCAUAUAGAAGUGUCUUGUCAAUUUGUGUGCUCUCCUGGUGGCUACAUGCUGAAAUCCUUAGACAACCCUGCCUCUUGUUAUGAAGUCAGGCCUGGUAAGAAUAGGUAAAUGUCAGAAACAAAUGCAUUAGCCUUACUGGAAAUCCUGCCCAUUUUCAGUAAUAUUCCAUUAACAAUUCAUAACAAUAUGUGCUUAAAUUUUUGAAGUAUAAUCAUACCUGGUAACACUGCAGCAUCCAUUUUGCCUGUGAUUCUAAUUUCAUACUGUCAUGUGGAAGAUAUACCAUUUUAAUUUUACUUUCCUUGUUCUAUAGGGACUCCAGAGAACCGAUAGAAGGUAUUAUGUUAAGCAGACUUGAGGUUCUGCUUUCUCUGCACUUUUUUGUUAAAUUCUCCAAUCUCUAAGGCUGAAAUAUAUAUAUAUAUAUAAAUAUAUAUAUAUAUAUAUAUAUAUAUAAAAUUUGGGGAGAUAGACUGGUACAUGUUCCCAAGUACAGGAGCAAAGAUGCAUGCCAAAGUAAUUUCAGUGACUAUAGACAGAAUGGAAGAUCCACCCGAAACUGAAAACUCUGAAAUUUACAGUCAAAAUAAACUUAAAGUUAAAAAAAGUCAUUUCUGCAUGAUAGGUGAAUCAAGCAGAGAAGUACACAGAAUUCUAAACAGAUGGUCAGUGGAACUACUGAUGAGUCCAUUUAAAGUGAUGAUAGUGAUGUAUUUGGUUUGAUCUCUAACUAUUCUAUUAAUUUAUAUUAAUGUUCUUCUAAACUCAUAUGGUAGCAUAAAGUCAAAUCAUGCCCUAAUGUGUUUCAAAGUGUUUAUGAGACAUGAUUUUUUUUCCCAUGUCAUUCAACUUUUGUUCAAGGAUAUGUCUGUGGAAAAGAGCAAAGUUACUAUCUUUGGAGCUAUAGUCAAUAACUUUUAUUUUUUAACUUCCAAAUAAUUGAAUCUUUUACAUUUCUGACCAUGAGAGUCAAAAUUAUUCUGCAUAUAUUUCAAAUAAUUCUAUUAUUUUGAAAAAACACAGGUUUAAAAAAAGCUACUCUUUUGGCAUGGUAGCUAUUGUUGGCAAAUAUGUUGAAAUAUACUAAUUAUUUUAAAGCAAUAUAGGACACCUUAGAUGACUGUAAUGAAUACUAAAGUGGUUGUAUUCUAGUUCUUAAAUAUGGGGGGAUGGAUUAAGCCUAGAUUUAAGACCAAAAAUAAUUUUUAUGCUCAUCUUUAGUACUUUCCUUUGUGGAUACUUACUCUUUAAAGGAUCUACUGUGAUUGCCUCUUGAUAGAACUGGAUAGCAGUAGGCGAUGGAAUAGGAGAUCUGUUUUGCAUUCGACAUUCUUCUGUGCCUUUUAUAUAUUUUUUAAGAACUGUUUCACCCUAUUCAAUAUCUAUGUAAAAUUUUAACAUAUAAAAUAUUGGUUUAGCCAAAAAGUUCAUUCGGGUUUUUCCGUAAGAUGUUACAAACUUUUGGUCAACACAAUAUAUAAUAGUUUUGACCAUGUGAAAAAAAAAGUUUCAUGAAGAAAACAGAAUCACUGGAGGAAUAAGGUUCAAAUAUUUUAGCUGCGGUCAUCUUGUCUUUAAAGAAAGACUUCCUGAAAUAAAGCAGAAAACGUAAGCUGCGGUUCCACACGAAGCCUCUGGGCGCCGCUGUCGGCCAGUGCAGGGCAAGCUCUGAAGCCCGGGAUUCCUCAGCCUUUAGGCAGGGAUUUCCUGCGCAGCCACCAACACAGAGAGAAGGAAACCCGCUUAUACACUGGGGCUCCUGGCCGCGCAGAUUCUCCCUAGCGCACAAGGAUUCCCAGCCCCUAGACUGGGGGUCUGCCUGUCCUGGGCCAAAUGCUUUACCAGUGUGCCAUGUGCACUUUCUCCAACUAGAAAGACUGGGACCCAGCAAGAACUAGAGCGCGCAAUGGGAGGGAGCUGCACGCAGACACGCCCGGCUGACCGGAGGCAGGUACUGUUUCUCUUCCUGCUGCCUUUGUUCUACCCCGCGCUCUGCGAGCAGAUCCGCUACUCGAUUCCCGAGGAGCUGGCCAAAGGCUCCGUGGUAGGGAAUCUCGCCAGGGAUCUAGGGCUCAGUGUCCUGGAUGUGUCGGCUCGAAAGCUGAGAGUUAGUGCGGAGAAGCUGCUCUUCAACGUAGACGCGGAGAGCGGGGACUUACUUGUAAAGGACCGAAUAGACCGUGAGCAGAUAUGCAAAGAGAGAAGAUGUGAAUUGCAGUUGGAAGCCGUGGUGGAAAAUCCUUUAAAUAUUUUUCAUAUCAUUGUGAUUGUUGAAGAUAUUAAUGACCAUGCUCCUCAAUUCCAUAAGGAUGAAAUAUUCUUAGAAAUUAGUGAAUCUGUCAGCCCGGGGACUGGAACAAUUCUUGAGCCUGCAAAUGAUCCCGAUAUUAGUAUGAAUUCACUGAGCAAAUACCAACUAAGUCCUAAUGAGUAUUUCUCCUUAGUGGUGAAAGACAAUCCUGACGGGGGCAGAUAUCCAGAACUGGUAUUGAAGAAGGCCCUGGACCGAGAAACGCAGAGCGUUCACCAUUUGGUGCUGACAGCCUUAGACAGCGGGGAUCCGCCGCAAAGCGGCACAGCUCAGAUCCAAGUCCUGGUGGUGGAUGCCAACGAUAACCCCCCUGUGUUCAGCCAAGAUGUGUACAAGGCCAGCCUUCGGGAAGAUGUGCCCCCAGGCACCUUCGUGCUGAGGGUGAGCGCUACCGAUCAAGACGAAGGCGUCAAUGCAGAGAUCACCUACUCAUUUCUUGGUGUGGCUGAUACAGUCCGGCACGUGUUCUCUCUGGAUUCUGCUACAGGAAACAUCAUAACUCAUCAACCCUUGGAUUAUGAAAAUGUAGGAAGAUACGCCAUGGUUGUGGAAGCAAAGGACAGAGGAUCCCUCUCUACACGGUGUAAAGUAAUUAUAGAGGUUUUGGACGAAAAUGACAACAGCCCAGAAAUAAUCAUCACUUCUCUUUCAGAUCAGAUUUUAGAGGAUUCCCCGCCAGGAAUGGUUGUGGCUCUCUUCAAAACACGGGACCAGGAUUCCAAGGAAAAUGGAGAAGUCACGUGUAAUUUAAGUAGAGACAGUCCGUUUAAAAUUCAUUCUUCUUCUAAUAAUUACUACAAGUUAGUAACAGAUGGGGCCCUGGACAGAGAACGGACUCCGCAAUACAACGUCACUAUCACAGCCAUUGACCGGGGCAAGCCACCCCUCUCCUCCAGCACUACCAUUACCCUACGCAUCACUGAUGUCAACGACAACGCUCCGGUUUUCCACCAGGCCUCCUAUGUGGUCCACGUGGCAGAGAACAACCCACCCGGCGCUUCCAUCACCCAAGUCAGCGCUCGCGACCCAGACCUGGGACCCAACGGCCAGGUCUCAUACUCCAUCGUGGCCAGCGACCUGGAGCCACGCGCGCUGUCGUCCUACGUGUCCGUGAAUCCGCAGAGCGGCGUGGUGUUCGCACAGCGCGCCUUCGACCACGAGCAGCUGCGCGCCUUCCAGCUGACGCUGCAGGCCCACGACCACGGCUCGCCCGCGCUCAGCUCCAACGUGAGCCUGCGCGUGCUGGUGGGCGACCGCAACGACAACGCGCCCAGGGUGCUGUACCCGGCGCUGGGACCCGACGGCUCGGCGCUCUUCGACACGGUGCCCCGCGCCGCGCAGCCCGGCUACCUGGUCACCAAGGUGGUGGCGGUGGACGCAGACUCUGGACACAACGCCUGGCUGUCCUACCACGUGCUGCAGGCCAGCGAGCCCGGACUGUUCAGCGUGGGGCUGCGCACGGGCGAGGUGCGGACGGCGAGGGCCUUGGGCGACAGGGACGCGGCCCGCCAGCGCCUGCUGGUCGCUGUGCGCGAUGGGGGACAGCCGCCCCUCUCGGCCACCGCCACGCUGCUCCUGGUUUUCGCCGACAGCCUGCAGGAGGCGCUGCCGGACCUCAGUGACCGCCCGGCACCCCCUGACCCCCAGUCUGAGCUGCAGUUUUACCUGGUGGUGGCCUUGGCCUUGAUCUCGGUCCUCUUCCUCCUUACGGUGAUUCUGGCCAUCGCCGUGCGCCUUCGAAGCUCUUCCAGCCCCAGCGCCAGGGGCUUCUUUGGGUCUAUUCUUUGUUCUAAGUCUGGUCCUGAGAUUCCUCAUAACUACAGUGAGGGAACGUUGCCCUAUGCCUAUAAUUUAUGUGUGCCUGGGAAUCAAACUAAUCCAGAACUUAAUUUUCUCACAUCUGUUGAACACUGUCCUGCCACACAAGACAUUCUCAACAAAGAUAGCUCUUCAGUGCUAUUGGGUAGCAUUUUAACUCCUAGUGUUGAAGCAGAUAAGAACACUUUUAAACAGAUUGGGCUCCAGGCGCCGCUGUUCACCAAUUAGGGAACGGGAAGCUUCAAGCUACAGAAUCCCUCCCUCCCCCCUACCUCUACCUCACAAAGCUGAGUGAGGUGGAUACUCACAGAUCCGGAUGCUGAAAACGUAAAAGUACUUCUCUUCGCUCUCUAAUAUAUUUUUGGAUGUAGUCGGCCAGGGACUUCGUAGACACAUAAGCUGAUUCAGAACCAAAAGGCUCAAGAAACCGCGGAAUAUCGGCUCAGCCA